AAUGACGUCACGGAAGUAAACACAAGCAUGUCGCACAGGCAGACUCAACCGAGAGAUAUGAACGGCCAGGCAGACGUAGAAGUAGACUAUAAGCGGAAAUAUAAACAUCUCAAAUGGAAGCUGAAGUUUUUGGUCUAUGAGCAGGAAUGUUUCCAGGAGGAGCUGAGGAGGGCACAGAGAAAACUGCUGAAAGUUUCCAGGGAUAAAAGCUUCCUCCUGGACAGACUACUACAGUAUGAGAGGGUAGAUGAGGAUUCCUCGGAUUCAGAUGCAACAGCUUCUUCAGAAAACAGUGAAGGAGAAGUGCCCAGGGAGAGGGAAAGAGACAGUGGGAAAAAGCGAAGAAGUAGCCCUGCAACAAGCCUUCCCUCAUCGUCAUCGUCCCCCCAUCCUCUCUCCCUCCUCUCCCGUCCUGGUGUGAACCCCCUGCAGUCAUCAGGGUCUGGAGGCUACCUCAACACAAUGCCCUUCCCACCAGAGUAUUUGGCUCCCCCAGCUGAGCGAAUGAAGAAAGAGAGAAAAACAAAGACGCCUAAAAACAAGAAAGAGACAUCGGGGAAGGUUGUGGCAGCUAAUUACCCAGCAGCCCCCUCAGCUCCUCCUGCAACUAGCGGCCCGUUCAGCUGGGUUCCCAGACAGAUGCUAAGUGGUGAUGCUGCUGAAGAGGAGGGUGACAGCGAAGGAGACAGUGACAGAGGAGAUGAAGACAGGGGGGAGGGAGAUGAGGCUGAACUAGUCAUUGAUAUCCCCAAUGAGUGAGCCUGAGUGUAUUUUCAGAGGAAUUUUUGUUGGUCUGUCUGUGUUUUUGUGUACAUAUUUUUGAGCAAAAGGUGGAAUGCAACGUUUGUAUUUCUGUGUUCAGCAACCCCUUAUGAAAGUUCAUGAGAAGAGCAGAGCUCCUCCCUGUGGACUUUGGUCAAACUGCAGAAUCACUGCCAAAACAAGCUGCUGCAGAAACGCAGUGUUCAGCUAUUAUCCUUGUGAUUCAUUCAUUAGUGAAGAUGCAGUUUGCAAGCUUUUAGGAAAGCACCGCUUCCAGAGGACAAUCGGACAUUUUAUCCUGUACAUGGCUUCUGGCACCCUACUGAUUAUCUCUUGGUGAAAAAAUUUAGCAAUGCAUACUGUAAAUUUUGUGACUUAAAUAAAGUGUCUCCCUGCUAAAGCGGU
This is a messenger RNA of Lampris incognitus (smalleye Pacific opah), 1167 nucleotides long. It is a transcript of the gene ino80e, whose product is annotated as INO80 complex subunit E. The transcript is spliced from 8 exons. Bases 28 to 759 code for a protein of 243 amino acids. Lineage: Eukaryota; Metazoa; Chordata; Actinopteri; Lampriformes; Lampridae. The record is from RefSeq and is a predicted model, not a curated record. Gene Ontology annotation, cellular component: nucleus; Ino80 complex. Gene Ontology annotation, biological process: chromatin remodeling.